Molecule: messenger RNA, 1542 nt
Organism: Nezara viridula (southern green stink bug)
Lineage: Eukaryota; Metazoa; Arthropoda; Insecta; Hemiptera; Pentatomidae
Source: the annotation of a GenBank genome assembly
AUGAAAGGUGCUGUUUGUAUUUUAAUAUUCUCUAUUGUGAACUACUGCCAUGGAUACAACAUAUUAGUGAUGAUGCCUUACCCAUUGUAUAGUCACACCAAAUCUUACUUGCCACUAUUUAUCGAAUUAGCUAAAAGAGGACAUAAUGUAACAAUGGUCAGCCAGUAUAAAUUAAAUGAACCUGUUCCGAAUUUUAAUGAAAUCAUCGUUGAUGACAUUAUGAAAGAUAUGCAUGAGAACAAGUUUGACAUCAGAAUCAUGGAAGGAUUUUUAUUUAGACUGUUCGGUCUCAGGCUUGUUUGUAAAUUAUUGCUCGAUGAUGCAUUUAAAUCUGAAGGCUUGAAAGCAUUUUUGAAUGAUACGAAUUCGAAAUUUGAUAUGGUCAUUACUGAAACUUUUUUUUGUCAGGAACCAUUUGUAGCUCUAGGGCACAAGUACGGGGCUAUUCAGGUUUCUGUCCAAACAAUUACCUUAUUCAUGGCCUUAUCACGCGUUACUGGAAACCCGCACAAUCCAGCUUACGUCCCUUCAAUCGUUUGCCCAUCAUCGCAUCAGAUGAAUUUUUGGGAAAGAUCGAAAAGUGCGUUAGCAAAUCUACUGGAUUAUCUUAUUUCCCAUAUAACAUGGUUGUAUUUGGACUACUAUAUGAGUAGCCGUUUAGCACCAUACCCUGGAUUUGAAAAUUUACCGCCUAUGGUAGAUAUGUUUAAGAAUUUUUCUCUUGUUCUACUUGACAAUCAUAUGGCAAUAACUUACCCUCGCCCGUAUCUUCCAAAUGUGGUCGAGAUUGGAGGACUGACCGUCAAAGGAGGGGAUAAACUCGAUGAAGAAUGGGAACAAUAUUUGAAUGAAUCCGUUGAUGGAGUAAUAUAUUUCAGCUGGGGAUCCCAUUACAAAACAGAAAAUAUGAGGCCUCACGAACUCACUGCUUUCAUGUCAGCAUUCGGAAAGCUAAAACAAAGAGUACUGAUGAAAGUAGAUGAAGAUACCAUGCCGGGAAAACCUGAUAAUGUAAGGCUGGCCAAGUGGGUACCACAAGCUAGUAUACUAGGUCAUCCCAAUGUUCGUGCUUUUGUCAGCCAUGGUGGACUUCAUGGAGUUUUGGAAGGGACCUAUCAUGGUGUUCCUAUCAUAGGAACUCCUCUCUUCGCUGAUCAAACGAGCAAUAUAAAAUUUUGCGAAGAGGCUGGUUAUUGCAUAUAUAUCGAUCUCAGUACUGUUACUGAAGCAGUCCUCUUGGAUGCUAUAAACAAAAUACUGACAAAUUCAUCUUAUAAAGAAAACGCUCUUAGAAGAAGUAAGAUCAUGAAAGACAGACCCCUGAGCGUCAUGGAUAACGCAGUCUACUGGGUGGAGUACGUUCUUCGGCACAGAGGAGCUCCUCACCUGAGAUCUGCGGCUGUAGAACUGUCUUGGUACCAAUAUCUGCUCCUAGAUGUGAUUGUAGUUUGGGGGGCAGUCUUUGUUGUGGUUGUAUUAUUGUUAAGGAAAAGUAUCAAAUGUAUAUGUAAAGCGAGGAAAUCAAAAAGUAAAAAAGACUGA